Phoenix dactylifera (date palm) is the source of this 405-nucleotide messenger RNA. The record is from RefSeq and is a predicted model, not a curated record. NCBI's taxonomy places the organism in Eukaryota, Viridiplantae, Streptophyta, Magnoliopsida, Arecales, Arecaceae.
AUGGAGGUAACGGCACAGCAGCUCAAGGGUUUCGAUGGCUCGGACCCAAGCAAGCCCAUCUACAUCGCGAUCUGGGGGACGAUCUACGACAUAACAUCCGACAAGGGAUUUUACGGACCCGGCGGCUCCUACGCCGUCUUCUCCAGCUGGGAGGUGAGCUGGGCGCUGGCCAAGAUGAGCAAGAGCGAGGAGGACGUCUGCGGCAACCUCGACGGCCACUCCGACAAGGAGAUGGGCAUCCUUCAGGACUGGGAGAAGAAGUUCCAGGCCAAAUAUCCCGUCGUCAGCCACCUCGCCUCUUGAAAUCCCUUUCGAUCCUAGCAUGAAAGAUGCGAACUUUCUACUUAUUGAGGUCUGAUUUCAUGUGCCUACUGUCGAUUAAUAUUUUAUCUUGUUUGAUCACGA